UACAAUUCUAAGGUCCAAUGGCUAAGCAGCUUGGUGAUUUCGGUCAAUUCUGGCGAAUGGUUUGGCAACAGGAAGUGGAGAAGAUUGUCAUGUUGACCAAUUUGGUAGAGGGUGAGAGCACCAAAUGCGAGCAAUAUUGGCCUCAUCAUAAUCAACGUAUACCAUACGGCGAUAUAGAAGUUGUGUGCAAGGUGGACAAAUUGUACGCAGAUUUCAUUUGGAGACAAUUUACGCUUUCUAAGAAUUCCGAAGAAAGAAGUCUCCAUCAUCUUCAAUUCACAAGCUGGCCAGCAAAAGACGUCCCUGAUAAUGUUACAUCAUUGAUAGAGUUAAGACAGAGGGUGAACGCCUUGCCGAGUACCUUUAACGGACCAGUAAUUGUGCAUUGCAGUGCUGGUGUUGGAAGAACAGGAACCUAUAUAGCUCUGGACAUUCUGACUAACGAGGGUGAGGCGGAAGGAGCAAUAGAUAUCCCGGGAUGUGUUCUCAACAUGAGAAAGAACAGACUCAACAUGAUUCAGACUAUGAGUCAAUACAAGUUUCUUUACCAAGCUUUGGUCCAUUCAUUGACCAUGGAGGGGUCGUUGAUAAAAAGAGACCACUUCCAUGAAUAUAUGACGAUGUCCAGCCAACAGGAGGUACACAAGCAGUUUGAGAAACUGCAAUUGAACCAAGAGCAAAAGUCGGAUAAGGAGCUACAGGCUACUGGAAGGAAUCGGCUUCUAACAAUCAAAAACAGGAAACUCGCGGAUAUACCAGGUGAUUCCAAUAGACCACGUCUGUAUCUGUUUUUGAAACCAGGCGAAUCUGAUUACAUCAAUGCAAUAUACAUCAACAGUUUAAGAACUAGAAAUCGUUUUUUGGUUGCGCAAACACCUCUGCCUGAUACAGUUUCUGAUUUCAUCACACUUGCUGUUCAAGAAAACUGUUCAUGUAUCGUUAGUAUGGAGGGACACUUGGAAAAGCAUGAGGGGAUUGGCUUGUACUUUCCUUGUGACAAUCGGACAUUGAAGAAGAAUAUGGUUUCCGUACGAUCAUCCACAGCUCUGAAUGAGACACACUUUGUAAAAAGAAUGCUACAUUUUGAACACGAAAGAAAGACCAAAACAGACGUGAUGAUUCCACACUAUGAAUACUUGGACUGGGAUACAAAAUUCAAUAUUCCGAAGUCGGCAGAACACUUUGUUGCAUUCAUCAAUGAAGUAGAAGACGCUUCCAAAUCAUCUCGCCUCAAGGGACCGAUCCUGUUGCAUUGUCUGAAUGGUGCUGGAAAGAGCGGCCUUUUAUGUGUUGUCUCGAUAUUACUCGAAAAACUGAUUGAAGAUAAUGAAGUCAGUGUGGUCAAUGCGGUGAAUCAUGUCAAAGUUAGAAGACCACUCGCUAUUCCAAAUAAGGAGCAGUUUUACUUCUGCCACGAGUGUGUUCUCCAUUCCUUGAACGCAACUGAAAACGCUGUGUAAUACAUCAUAAGAGAGAAUGCUGCGUAAUACAAUUUAAAAGGGAAUGCUGCGUUAUACACUAUAAGAGGGAAUGCUGCGUUAAACAUUAUAAGAGUGAAUGAAGCCGGCUGUCUAAUUUAGAGCAAUAUCAUCAGAUGUGUGUCCUUGACUUGAAGAAAUGAAUAACCAUUUGACAAAUAUAUGAUGACAUGUAAAGCUGUACUGUAUAACAUUUGCAGACAUGGUUAUACUUGCAAACAUAUCAUCUGUAUAACCGUCAUUACAUAAGAAACAGAACGCUAGUAUUUAAUAUGGAAAAAUGAGCACUGUGUUGUAAAUAACGUUGUAAAUAUUUGCAUAUAUUUAUGCUUUUGAGUCCUUUUAUCACAUGUUUUAUUUUAUCAGAGUAUUAUCCGAUAGGCAAUUAGGCUAAAUAUGCUAGCGUACCAUGCGAUAAGUAGCAUUUGAUUAGAAACAUUCAUAGAUAAUCUAUGCGCGUCAAUAUGUGCAGGAUUAGCUUGACAAUUUGUUACAGAAAACUAACAACACCGAACCGAUUAACCCCUUUGAUAGCUCGGGCUUUACGCUCGUUGUUUAUAGUGAAUGAAGUGGCUGUAGGAACUUUUUUGAUAUUUUAUGAUCGCAUUGUACAUUUUCAUUAUCAUCUUGUUUACUAUAGCUAUUCAAUCAUGUUGGAGGACUUUGCAGAAUACACACUAUAUUUGAUACAUGGAAACCAAUGGCUGAAAGGUUUUUUGUUUAAAUAAUUGCUCUUAUUAAUCUAGCCUUUCAGUGUGUUAAAGUGUUAUAGGCGUUUAAAGGUAUGUCAUAGACGAGAUGUGAUAUACAUAGAAAAGAUUUGCAUGAAGAAGACCAUUGUAAUGAAUGUUUACACCUAUGUAUUUAUGGUUUGCAUUACUUUUGCUGCAAAGAAUAUAUUAGUAUUUGUAUAUACUUUUUUGGGGGUUCCAAUUGAUUUUUCUGAUGUUCUUUGUAUUUUAUAUACUAACAAUGUUUCUGAACAAGUACUUCAAAUAAUCUGUAAUACGAAUAUACAAAUAAUGAAAAAAUAUAUAUUAUCGAUCAAUGUACAGAAUAAACAAACACAGAUAUUUAUAUUUUGUAUUUUUUUUUAAUAUCAAUUGUCGAGAAAAGAUACCAGAUAAUCACAUUAUUUUCCAUAUGUGGAAUGGAUAAAAUGUCUAAUGAAACUAAAAUAUCAUUUCCCACUCAAAAUCGCAUGUCUUAAAUUUUACAGUGCAUUGAGGAAUCUGCGCAAAUUUAAAACAGGAUUCUUCUCUGUUUGAUUUAGUUACACAACAUCAUAAUACUUGCAUUUUAUGUAUCGACCGGUUUAAGUCAUGCUUCAUUUUGCCCUAAUAUAAUGACAUA
Molecule: messenger RNA, 2831 nt
Organism: Mya arenaria
Lineage: Eukaryota; Metazoa; Mollusca; Bivalvia; Myida; Myidae
Product: receptor-type tyrosine-protein phosphatase kappa-like
Exons: 12
Coding region: 18-1460 (480 amino acids)
Biological process (GO): protein dephosphorylation
Molecular function (GO): protein tyrosine phosphatase activity
Source: RefSeq, a predicted model, not a curated record